AUGUUUGAUCAUCUGGAUAUUCCGCUCCUUUCUGCAUUUGUGGAGCGAUGGCAGCCAGAUACAAACUCUUUUCACAUGCCAUUCGGGGAGAUGACCAUCACAUUACAUGACGUGUGGCAUAUUCUUCGGAUUCCAGUUGUUGGGGCUAUGGGCAGAAAGCGUAUGGGGAAGACGUUUUUGGCCCCAGAAUUAGGGGGAUCGGGAGCCCGUCACGUUACGACGCGUAAAGUUUCUGCCUCGGCUCGACGGAAGAAACAAGCGCAUACUUCUCCCGAUGACGUCCGCAUUUCUGUUGAGGAUCUUAGAGAGUCUGAUGAUUUUGUGAGCUCAGAGGACGAGCCAGAGGACGAGCCAAGGUCGAACAGACGACCUGAAGAGGUUGACGUGUGGACCGUUACUGGUCCAGUACCUGGUGGACCCGAGGAUGACACUGUUAUUCCUAGUUUUCUCGGGCAUGUCGCUUCUCGGCUAUGGGAUGGGGCGGACAGAGGCGUGCUGAAGUGUCAGACUAGACAUGGAGCUCUGAAGAAGCUGAGACAGUGGUAUGAGACGGCCUCAGAGGAGGUUAAGGUGCUGAUAGACGGGACUGAGAUAUCACAUCUCCCGUUUAUCAUGUUUGAUCAUCUGGAUAUCCCGCUCCUUUCUGCAUUUGUGGAGCGAUGGCAGCCAGAUACAAACUCUUUUCACAUGCCAUUCGGGGAGAUGACCAUCACAUUACAUGACGUGUGGCAUAUUCUUCGGAUUCCAGUUGCUGGGGCUAUGGUUUCAGGACUUCACUGA
Mercurialis annua (annual mercury) is the source of this 780-nucleotide messenger RNA. RefSeq lists its product as uncharacterized. The coding region runs from base 1 to 780 and encodes 259 amino acids. Gene Ontology annotation, biological process: meristem maintenance; meristem development. The record is from RefSeq and is a predicted model, not a curated record. The transcript is spliced from 4 exons. NCBI's taxonomy places the organism in Eukaryota, Viridiplantae, Streptophyta, Magnoliopsida, Malpighiales, Euphorbiaceae.